This is a messenger RNA of Vicugna pacos (alpaca), 8445 nucleotides long. It is a transcript of the gene MYOCD, whose product is annotated as myocardin. Gene Ontology annotation, cellular component: nucleus. Gene Ontology annotation, biological process: positive regulation of transcription by RNA polymerase II; smooth muscle cell differentiation; cardiac muscle cell differentiation. Gene Ontology annotation, molecular function: transcription coactivator activity. NCBI's taxonomy places the organism in Eukaryota, Metazoa, Chordata, Mammalia, Artiodactyla, Camelidae. The record is from RefSeq and is a predicted model, not a curated record.
AGUAAAAAAGGAUCAGAUAGCAAACUUGGGACCUUCAUAAAGGCGUGGUGGUGAUGCUGGACGAGCGCGGGCAGCCUAUGACAUCAGCCGAGCACGCCUGGGAUGCCGCGGCGACCGGCCAGACUCGGAGGACGCGCAGGGUCCCGCCGGCUGAGACUGGAGUAGCCCCGCACGGCGAGGGGGGAGCCGCCACUUUUCUGGGGACACUGUUUGCAGUCACUUGCUACCACUGUACUCCUACCUGGGGGAGCUCGCGGAGAGUUGGAUGAAUUCUGGGUUGUUAAUUGCGGUCACCUGGGCUCCCAGGAGCCUGUUCCUGGUGGAAAUCAGGGGGCAUCCGGCCAAGGGACCAGCGGCUCGCUGAGACUCAACAUGACACUCCUGGGGUCCGAGCACUCUUUGCUGAUUAGGAGCAAGUUCAGAUCAGUUUUACAGUUACGACUUCAACAGAGAAGGACCCAGGAGCAGCUGGCUAACCAAGGCAUAAUACCACACUAAUCCAAGCCUCAGCAGCCACAUACUUACUGCAAAGCCUUGCCCUGAAAAGCCCACCUGAAUUCCAUGAGCAAAGAAAACGUUUGGAUAGUGACAAGGCUGAAGACACCCUGAAGCGUAAGGUCAGAAACAGGUCCGACCGUGCAGACGUGGUUAAAAUGCACAUACUCCAGGCGUCCACUGCAGAGAGAUCCGUUCCAACUGCUCAGAUGAAACUGAAAAGAGCCCGACUUGCUGAUGAUCUCAAUGAAAAAAUCGCUCUCCGGCCGGGGCCGCUGGAGCUGGUGGAGAAGAACAUACUCCCCGUCGAUUCUGCUGUGAAAGAGGCUAUAAAAGGCAGCCAGGUGAGCUUCUCCAAGUCGGCAGACGCGUUUGCCUUUGAGGAGGACAGCAGCAGCGACGGCCUCUCCCCCGAUCAGACGCGAAGUGAAGACCUCCAGGGCUCAGCAGGCUCCCCUCCGGACACGAAAGCUGUGGAGACCCCUUUGGCAGGUCCUCUGGGCACAAUCCAGGAUCUUACUUCUGGCUCAGAAAACGAGAGGCAUGACUCGGCCCCACAGCCCGGCAACCAGUCAGACACGGGGAAGCAGGGGCUCGGCCCCCUGAGCCCACCCCUCCCUGCGCACGCCGCUGUGAAGUCCAAGUCCUUGAGUGACAGUAAGAACCGCCAUAAAAAGCCCAAGGACCCCAAGCCGAAGGUGAAGAAGCUCAAGUAUCACCAGUACAUCCCCCCGGACCAGAAGGCAGAGAGGUCCCCUCCGCCCAUGGACUCCGCGUACGCGCGGCUGCUCCAGCAGCAGCAGCUGUUCCUGCAGCUCCAGAUCCUCAGCCAGCAGCAGCAGCACCGCUUCAGCCACCCCGGGCUCCACCCGGCUCCGCUCAAAGAACCAAAUGAACAGAUGGUCAGGAAUCCAAACUCUUCUUCAACACCACUGAGCAACACCCCCUUGUCUCCUGCCAAAAACAGUUUUUCUGGACAAACUGGUGUCUCUUCUCUCAAACCGGGCCCACUCCCAUCAAACCUAGAUGAUCUGAAGGUCUCUGAAUUAAGACAACAGCUUCGAAUACGAGGUCUGCCCGUGUCCGGCACCAAGACGGCCCUCAUGGACCGGCUACGGCCCUUCCAGGACUGUUCCGGGAACACGGUGCCCAACUUCGGGGAUAUAACGACUGUCACCUUUCCCGUGACACCCACCAGCGCACCGCCCGGGUACCAGUCCUCCCCGUCCACCAGCGCCUUAUCCAACGGCUUCUACCACUUCGGCAGCACCAGCUCCAGCCCCCCGAUCUCACCUGCCUCGUCCGACCUGUCGGUGGCGGGGUCCCUGCCCGAUACCUUCAACGACGCGUCCCCGUCCUUCGGCCUCCACCCAUCCCCGGUUCACGCGUGUGCCGAGGAAAGCCUCAUGAGCAGCCUGAACGGGGGCUCCAUCCCUCCCGAGCUGGACGGGCUGGACUCCGAGAAGGACAAGAUGCUGGUGGAGAAGCAGAAGGUGAUCAACGAGCUGACCUGGAAACUCCAGCAGGAGCAGCGGCAGGUGGAGGAGCUGAGGAUGCAGCUACAGAAGCAGAAGAGGAGCCACGGCUCCGAGAAGAAGCCGCUGCCUUUCCUGGCCGCCGCCCCCAUCAAGCAGGAGGACGCUGUCUCCAGCUGUCCUUUCGCAUCCCCACCGCUGUCUGUGAAGAGACAGAGCAGCAGCUUGGAGGGCCUGCCGCCGGCCUGCGAAGCCACUCAGCUCCUGCCCCUUGGGAACGCUCCCUGCGCCGAGCCCUCGGGUCAGACCAGCGUCCUGUCGUCCACGUUUCUCAGCCCGCAGUGCUCGCCCCAGCACUCGCCGCUCGGGGCAGUGAAGAGCCCGCAGCACAUCAGUUUGCCCCCGUCACCCAACAACCAUUACUUCCUGCCCUCCUCUUCAGGCGCCCCAGAAGAGCGCAGGGCCUCCUCCCCUGUCAGCGGCCAGCUGUGUCCGGCACAGAACUCGGGGGCACAUGAGGGCCACCCUCCAAGCUUCUCUCCCCAGCCUUCCAGCCUCCACCCCUCCUUCUCUGGAACCCAGCCAGACAGUGGUCAUGGUGCUGGGGGCAACCCUUGCCCCAAAAGCCCGGGCGUCCAGCACAAGAUCGCCGGUUUACAUGCUUCUGAUAAGACAGGGCCAAAGUUUCCACUUCCAUCCCCGACUUUUUCUAAGUCCCCUUCAGCAGUUCCAGACAUAACACAGCCUCCGUCCUAUGAAGAUGCGGUGAAGCAGCAGAUGACUCGGAGUCAGCAGAUGGACGAGCUCCUGGACGUCCUCAUUGAAAGCGGAGAAAUGCCAGCUGAUGCCCGGGAGGACCAUUCCUGUCUCCGGAAAGUCCCCAAGAUACCCGGGUCUUCUCGAAGCUCCACAGCUGCCCUCCCCAAGCCCUCGGCUUCCUUUGAACAAGUGUCUUCGGGGGGCCAGCUCUCCUUCGAUCACUACGGCGCGGACAGUGACGAGCAUCUUGAAGUUUUACUCAAUUCCCAGAGCCCCCUGGGGAAGGUGAGCGACGUGGCCCUCCUGAAAACUGGGGGCGAGGAGCCUCCUUUCGACGGGCUGAUGGACAGCUUCUCUGGGAAGGCUGCGGAGGAGCUCUUCAGCGCACACGAGAUCCUGCCGGGCCCCCUCUCCCCGAUGCAGACUCAGUUCUCACCCUCGUCCGUGGACAGCAGCGGGCUGCCGUUGAGCUUCACGGAGUCCCCUUGGGAGAGCAUGGAGUGGCUGGACCUCACGCCGCCCAGCUCCACCCCGAGCUUCAGCUCCCUCACCGGCGGCCCCAGCAUCUUCAACAUCGAUUUCCUGGAUGUCACAGAUCUCAAUUUGAAUUCCCCCAUGGACCUCCACUUGCAGCAAUGGUAGAAAGCCCGGCAGGACGUGCUCAGAAAGACCAGUAGGAACUCCAUGGGGGGAGUACAAAACCGUGAAUCCUCAUACGGCCCAAAAGGAGGAGGAGGAGGAGGAGGAGGAGCAGGAGAGAUUUAAAAAGAAGCAACGGGGACUUUUGUGACAACCAGCAGGGACACACAGGAGUCUCAUAUACGUAUAAAAUGUAAUGGUUACCAACAGUCGGUAACUGGUCACGAUUUCAGCGAUGCAUUCAAAAAUGUGCUUUUUCAGAUCAAGAGUGCCCCCCACCAAAAAAUCCUUUUCCUGCCUUUUCAAACACCAGUAUUUUUUCUAGCCUGUACUGUUUCUCAGGCAUUACAUCGUAAGCUUUUCUCGUGAAUUUAUUACAAAUACGUGGAGAGAAAAAUGUUAACGCUUUGGGGGACCCAGGGAAGCCAGUUCAUCAAAGGUUAGGGAAGACAGACCCGUGAUGGGGGCCGCCUCUGUCUGUCCGUUACCUGUCUUUCAACAUAGAGGUCAGGCCAGCGUCAGCCAAGUUCUUCAGGCAGAAGAGAGGGACAGGACCAGUCUGUUCCCGGGGAAGUGAAGUGAACUCAGGGUCCCUCAGCCACAAACCUGCCCAUCGGAGUGGCCCCUCUCCCACCCCCAGGACUCUGUGUGGUCACUGUGGACAGCUGACCUACAUUUGGUCGCAAGGACCCACCGAGAAUGUCCCUCUUUCUCAGCCAGGUGCUGAAUCACCGCCGCUGUGUCUGUGAUGAUACGUGUGGAGCAGGCAGGAGCCUUCAAGCAAGAGGGAGAAACCACACCUCCUGCCCUCGGAGGUUCCCAGCACAGCCCCCUGGAGAUGUGCGGACUAGACAGGACCGUGUAGGCAAAUCAGAGGGUCUCUGUAGCCUCGGGAAGCCCACCAGGGACAGUUCAGACAGGACUAGAGAACACGGCUCUGCGUGUCGUGGGACUCAGUGCCAUGGGUUACUACCACGGGAUGGAAAUCCGACUUCUUUCUUUGUUUCCUUGUUGGUAGGCGGGGUGGGGGGCUCCUCCUCAGUUUCUCUUUGUCCCAUUCUACUUUUCUUUCAAGGUACCCGUCCUUUCUUGCUCCUCUUUUGAAAUUUUUCUUUCUGCCCCAACGUUGGGAGAAGAGGACUUCUCAGAUCUUACCAGCUGCCAUACUCCUCAUCAAGCCAUAGUUUAAAAAGCUAAAGACCCAGGUUCUCCUGGAGAACUCUUUCUCCCUGUGCGUAAUUCGCCGCAAAGGAAGUCAAAAGAACGCCCUCGCGAAGAAACUGGUGACUCGGCCCCUCAGUCACAAAGCUCUUUCUACCCUCAUUUGAUUGACAGCCAUCACCGGUUUGGGUUGCUCUGGGGAAAUUGGAAAUAUGGAUGGUGUAAAGAUAAAUCUGAGUUCUGUUUACAAGGAGAGAGUACGUUAGGUCAGGGUUUCUGAAAGAAAACAGAAUUGCACGUUGAAAAGGAUGGAAGAAGGGAAAACCCCGGCCUCGUGCAGUUCCCGCCACCUCUCGCCCUUCCGCUGGGAGCUGAAGAGCUCAGAUUGCAGGACUGUCUCUCUGAGGCUCACUGGCUCCCAUCCCUGUUUUGUAGUGUUGCAUGCUGUAGAAAGUAGCUGUUGCUGUUUUUUUUUUAAUUUAAAUCACCAAGGCACUGUUUUCUUCUUUUGUAAAAAAAAAAAAAAAACGUUCACUGUGCACUUAUGGAGAAAAUAACCAAAAAUGUUGUGAUUUUAGCAGUUCUCAUUUUGGAAAAAAAAAAAAACCAAAGAUUUGAAGUCAUUCCAUUGUUCACUUGUAAACGUGUGUGAACACAGAGUGUUUUUGGUGUCUGCUACUCUGAAAGCUGCCAGAUCUUACUGGGGGGUGGGGAGGGGAGGGGGUAUAGAGAGAGAGAGAUAUAUAUAUAUAUAUAUUAAAACAUGCACACACCACGUGCGUAUGUGUGUAGAGACAUACGUAUGUAUAUGUAUGUGUGCAUGUGGGUGUGUGUGUGUAUGCAUGCGUAUGCAGACACAUACACAUGUGCACAUACAUACACAGAGGGGGCUGUGUGUGUGUCUUAAAGGCAGUGUUGCAGAGUUCUACACCAAAAGCCUUUAAGCCUCAAUCUGCUGUGAAAUGAUCUUGGCCUUUCUCGCUACGACUUCCUGAUUAAUCACCCGGGCUAUACGUUGCCUCUGUGUAUGACUCAUGGCUCCAGCCCGAUGACUCGCAGCCCGCCCGUCGCUCACCAUGACCAAGCUCAUCUUGGCCAUGAGUGUUACGUGCAGAGACAGAACAGCGCCAGCGCCGGCAGCUGCAAAGGGUGACACAGCCUCUCAUGGGAGAACCCCAGAGGAACACGACAGGCCUUUCACAUUCCUUGAUGCGCAUUGUGCUUUAGAAGAUCCACUCGGUGAUUCUGUCACUUGGCUUUAAUGUCCGUCAUCAGAAUCAAAAAUCUGGGAAGGAACAUCGCCGGUCGUUCCUUCGACGACGAAGCGAUGGGGAAGAAAGCCCCCGGGACGCGUUCCUCACGCUCGUGUCUUCCUCGGAUGCUGGCGUUUCCCUAGAGUCUUAACACAGCUCUCUGGUCAGGACGUUGCCCCUGCGCCACGCUGUGCGAUUUUUUUUUAUGUGAUUUUUGCCCCCCCUUGCCUUCCUUUGGAAAACAGCCUCACAGCAAGCAGUCUCUGAGACUCUGGUCUGAGUGUCAGUUAUUCCUCCUCCAGGCCAGAAGGGCUGGACUUGGGUGGGGGGCCUCUGUACCUGUGAGACUGCGCGUCGUCUUUGGGGUGUUUUUAGGCUAUUAGCCAGCACCAGCACACACGCCUCCCAGGGAACGCCCGCCCCAGAGCAGGCUCCUGGAACGGGGCUUUCAGCCUGCACCCGCCACGCACUCUCUCCUCCUGCAUCCGAUGUGAGAUUUGUGAGCAAAAGCUGAGGAUGCUUGGGAGAAGGUGGACGAAGUUGGCUGCCCCUGGUGGAUCAGAUCAUCCAUGUUCAUUUAUCCAUCUCCUAUAGGGGACUUUUUUUUUUGAAGUUCUUUUAAACUCUUGGUUUUGUCUUCUCUCUGGUGACAAAUUGGGCAUGACUAAAAGAUGUACAGAGACUUAUGAGAUGGCCGUGGUCAAGUUUCUUAAUGUUCUUAGAGCCUGAAACUGACCACACGUAGUUGUCUCAAGAGCCCCGCAAGUCCCCCGUGACAAAGCAGACCCGCAGACACUGGCGGCCGCUCCCAGCGGGGGUGCAGUGCGUGGGUUCACCCGAACCCAGUGGAGUCAGAAAGUGCCUUUGCGUGGAUGCUUCCAUUAAGCCAGUGCUCAUCAGCAGCCCUGCUUCUAGCAGUGUUACUGGGAUGACAUGUUCUGUUACAAAUGGAGAGAGGGGAGGGGGAAGGGAGGGAGGGAAGGUUCUAUGUUUGACCAAGACAUUGCAUUAUGAAAAGCAAAUCACAGAAUUUUAGAUAAGACGCCAUGCUUUCUGAUGAAGUGAUUGCACCAGUAAAUGAGGAAGGCGAGAGAGUCUCCACCUGGAUAGUCGAGGGCCUAGGAAGUGGUGGCCUUUGCCAUUCAGAAAUAUUUAUUUCCAAUCUGGAAAAAAAAAUCAAAAACCUACCACCAGCAUUCAGGAUAGUACUUUUCAAAAAAAUAUUUGAACUCCAUCAGCUCUUCCAGAGAGCAGUGCUGGCCAGGCUGAAAGCUGCAUCGUAUUUACCCAUCCAGUGGGUGAUUCCUUGAUGUCUCACCUGUGCAAAGCCCACAGAUGGCCAGAACCACGCUGUCCCUGCAGAUGGUCCAGGAUUUGAGGGGCGGGGGAGUUGCAGGUCCUAUAAGCAGGAACACUGGGGAUCUCCCAGCUUUUUGAGUCAGAAACCCAUUGCCUCUGAAGACAAAAGGGUCUUCGUGUUCCCCUAAGGGAGGGGGAGGGCCCCUUCUUAGCGAAAAGCUGCACCCAUGCUGACAUUUUUUUUUCCUUCUCUCUAUGAUCAAACAAUAGCAAAUUAUCUCUCAGAGAUCUUCCCAUAGCACUGGGAACCUCUGUGAGAGCUCUAGGGUGGUUUUCAUUGCCAGGCAGAAGCCUCUUAAACAUCAAGGAGGGGCAGAGAAAACAUCUUUUGCCCCGCCCCUAAGUUUUGACCUUCACUGCAAGCUCUCCAGACAAAAGGGGCACUUAUGGGGGGAAGAGUGGCAUGUCGGUGGGGAGUCCCCAUCUUUUAGGAGAAGAGGCGCAGGGUUGUGAGGGCAGCUUGGCUCCGUUCAGGGCUCCGCUGCCGUCCUCCCGGGGGAAGCCCACAAGUGCACAGUUUGCUGUCAGCUGUGAGAGAACGCAGAGUGAAAGAGUUUGGGUCCUUGUUCUCCUGUAAAUCAGGUAGGAACCAGCCGGUGGUUCAGGUGCUGAAAGUGCCAAUGCUUUAUUAGAUGGUGUUACUAGACGCACAGAGUGCAGGGCCUGGAACGAGGCAGCCCUUUGGUUCUGAGAGCCGCUCAGUGUGGGUUAAGGAGCUGGGUUUGAUUCUCGGAUCCACAUUUUCAGAGGAGCCCUGGCUAGGUUGAGACUACAUGUGAGGAGAUGGUUUUAAGACAGGAAGAGAUCUGAGAAAGAUUCCUCUUUCACCUUCCAGGGGAAUUGUAACAGGACUCAUUGGGUUCGAUAACAGAGGAAUACAUUCCCUUCUGAUUGUGGGAGUCGGUAGAUUCUAGGGUUCUAGAAUUCUCCGGGUUAAGACAGACUCCUGAACGUCUCAUGGUAAUGUGAGUGUCCUGGAGGCUGUCCUGAUGUUUUCCAAAGGAAGGGGUUCCCUGCGGUUCCUCGCCAGUGCACCUGCAGUGAGGAAGGGGGCAAUGCAUUGCUGGGCUCUUGAAACCCUCCCCUAGUGAAACACCAAGAGGCACUUUGCAAACACAUCAAAAGAGCCAGCGCCGUUCUCUGCAGGGACCCCUUGGGGUGGUCUCCUUCGCUCAGCUGUACAUACUGAAGAGAAAUGGGGGUUACCAGGAAAAGACGAGAAGCAAUGGCUAAAUACCAAAGUUGGCAUGUGUUCUUUUUUAAAUAUAUAUAUAUUUUUAAAUAAAAGGUUUAUUUUAGAAAGA